Molecule: messenger RNA, 2616 nt
Organism: Arabidopsis arenosa
Lineage: Eukaryota; Viridiplantae; Streptophyta; Magnoliopsida; Brassicales; Brassicaceae
Source: the annotation of a GenBank genome assembly
CGUCUCUGUGGUUUCUCGUUUCAGAAAAUCAACGGUGUAGCAAGUCGGAGAUGCAGUUGAGAUUUAGCCAUGGACAGGGAGGCUAACCUUCCGGUUCAACCGGAUAAACCUCCGAAGAGUCUGGUUCGUCCCAUCUUAAACCUGGAAACUACUUCGUCUUCUUCCUCCUCCUCUCCGGAACUUCUACGGCAUUUGCAAGCCGCUUUCAAACGCCAUCGCCCACUCAGUAAAAUGCAGACGACCACUAUCGGGCCUCGACGGAGUGUUGCUCCACAACGACAAGCUUCAAGAAGUUCACGUUUGGUUACAGCUGAAGGGCAGAGAUCUCAGGAUGUUGUUACGCUGAGUCAGAGUCUUGCUGCUAAUACUUUGACACAGGAUACAAGCAACUUAGCAACUUCUGUUGCUGGAGAAUCUAUUGAGAAUGCAUCCGUUACGCCACCUUCAGUUUCAGGAACUGUUAAUAAUUUGUUUGGUCAGAAUUUCAAGCCAUCAGACAGACAGAUGGAUUUUGGAAAAUCUGCUGUUGCUAGUCUAGAAAGCAAUCUUGAUAUUGGAUCUCAGAAUGAAAAUGACCAGAGAAAGUUCCAAUCUCUCAUUGGUAGCACCCUCACAUCUCAAGAUAUGGAAUGGGAUGCAACAAAUCAGGCUGAAGCAUCACAUCUUGGUGCUUGUUUUGAAUCAAAACGUCAGAAUCUCCAAUCUGUUGAUUCUGAGAUCAGUUUGAAAUCUGAAUACAAGGUUUCAUCUUCAUUGGCAAAGAACCAGGGCCAGUUGGGAGAAUUUCGCAACUUCUUGAACCAGCCUAAAACUCAGUGUUCUGCUGUGGGGUCAUCAUGUGCCACAACUACGCUAAUCCAUUCGUCUUCAGCUCCUAUGCUAAAUGCUACUACCCAUGUCUCUCGUUCUUAUGCUGAGGCUGAUUCAAAUGCAAAUCCCCGUGCUUAUCAAAGUCAAGGGAACUUGCCUUCUUGCUAUCCUUCUUCCAAGGACAGCAACAUACUACAUGCCAAUAAGGAUGCCCCUCCAUCAGCGAUACCAGCCUCAACUAAUGAUCCAGAAGUAAGAGUCAAAGAGACAGAUAAGUCCAAGCAGCAACAGUGCACCACAGAACUUGAAGCUCCAGUGGGAUCUUCCAGUCAUGGGGGUGACGGACAAGCGAAUGCUCGUCUACCUGAUGAGUUGCUUACCAGUGUUAGCUCACAGCCACAGAAAUCAGAUAAGCAGGAAAAGGUUGCAAGUAGCAAAGGGCCAUCAGCGCCUCGUAAAAGAAAUUAUGAUCCAGACUUGUUCUUUAAAGUCAAUGGGAAGCUUUAUCAGAGGCUUGGCAAGAUAGGAAGUGGAGGAAGCAGUGAAGUCCACAAGGUUAUUUCUUCAGAUUGUACCAUAUAUGCGCUAAAAAAGAUCAAGCUCAAGGGUCGUGACUAUGCUACAGCAUAUGGAUUUUGCCAGGAAAUUGGAUAUCUAAAGAAGCUGAAAGGGAAAACCAACAUCAUUCAGCUAAUAGACUAUGAGGUCACGGAUAAGACUUUACUCCAGGAGGUUUUGAAUGGCACAAUGAGUAACAAAGAUGGAAGAGUUAAGGACGAUGGAUUUAUAUAUAUGGUACUAGAAUAUGGAGAAAUCGAUCUGGCUCACAUGUUAUCCCAAAAAUGGAGGGAAAUCGAAGGAUCUGACCGGACAAUUGAUGAAAAUUGGCUUCGGUUCUACUGGCAGCAAAUACUUCAAGCUGUGAACACCAUACAUGAUGAGCGCAUUGUGCACUCUGAUUUGAAACCUGCAAAUUUCCUUCUUGUCCGAGGCUUUCUAAAACUUAUUGAUUUUGGUAUCGCUAAGGCCAUCAAUAGCGACACUACGAAUAUUCAACGAGAUUCACAGGUGGGGACUUUGAGUUAUAUGUCGCCAGAAGCAUUCAUGUGUAACGAAAGCGAUGAGAAUGGAAACACUAUAAAAUGUGGAAGACCAUCAGAUAUUUGGUCACUUGGGUGCAUACUAUACCAAAUGGUAUAUGGAAGAACACCUUUUGCAGAUUAUAAGACCUUCUGGGCAAAGUUCAAAGUCAUAACCGAUCCAAACCACGAGAUUACUUACAAUCAACUCUCAAACCCGUGGCUUAUCGACCUAAUGAAGAAAUGUCUAGCUUGGGACCGUAACCAAAGAUGGAGAAUCCCUGAGCUUCUCCAACAUCCUUUCCUUGCCCCGCCCAUUCCACCUGAGCCUCAAGUCAAAACCAUUAAACUGCUCAGACUCAUAGCUGAAUCUUGUGUUCGUGAUGACGAUAAAGCCAAUUCCAUGAUCUCUCAGCUUGAACAACUGCUUACAAAUCCUGCUCCUCUUCCAAGAAAUGAUCACUUAGAUUCAAGAGAUCAAAAUCAGCAACUUCUCUCUCGGGUUUCAGAACUUUGUAUUCAACUCAAGGAUCGGUUAUGAGGUCUGGAAGGAGAAAAAUAGUAAGCAGUACUGAUCUGAUUCUACGGCUUUUGAAUCUUGUAAAUUGGUAUGUUAAUUGUUAGAAGAAGACGUUUGCUUAUAAUGUCCUGUUUGAUUUCUUGUAUUUGGAAUGUAUCAUUUUGGGUGCUCUUCUUUUUUCAUGUUUUAGCAGAUCAAACCUUAAAU